AUGGCUUCCUCAGAAGUUGAUCAGAAAUGCCUGGGCCAUUUCGCUGCCAGCACUAGCCGCGAGAACCCUUUUCUUUCCAGCAUGCUAUACAAAAUCUUGGGGCUUUCCGUCAUUCUUUCGAAGAAGCUGCUGCGGGCGCGAAAACUCCGACGGUUGGAUCCUUCACGCGAUACGAAGUCUCUCCAGCUUUACCAUCACAUCAUAUGGUUAUCUAGAGAAGGCCUUGUGAUCGUCGAGCAGUACAUCCUUCCCAUGGUUGAAGACUAUGUGGAAUUGAAGGUGCUGGCAUAUAAGCUGAGGGCCUCUUUCUACCACAUCUUCGUCCUCUUCCACAAUCAGCCGGCGAUCCACCCGCCCGGCAUCAGCAGCCUUGGUAGCACGACCACUCUUCACAACAGCAGCACCGGGUCAGGGUUCCAGGCGACGAGACCGGAACUUCCCAACCGCGAUUCCAUUUCUAUCACUCCUCCACUGGAAGGCGGACCUGUGGGUGGUGGCCUGCAGUCACGGCCUCCGGGGCUUACGACUCCUUUUCAGAAUCCAAAAGCUGCUUCGUCAUUUCUACUUCCCGCUCUCGACUAUAGGCCGACCGCCAGCGCCUGUUUCAAUAACGCAGCAGUCCUCGCGGAUACUCUUCUUCCAGGAUCACAUCUACUUCGACUCUCCGUUAAGCUCGAAUAUGCGGCGUAUCUCUAUGAUUGUUUGCAUGACUCGGACGCCUGUAGGCGCCUAGCAAAACAGGCAAUAGCCGACGUGUACAACGCACAGGAAGGAAUGGACGAUGAAAGCUUCGAGGAUGCUGCAGAGCUCGUGGGAAUCUUGGGGAAGAUGGUCAAGCGGGGCGGCAAAACAAGCAGUGCUGGCGGAAGUAGUACCGCCGGUGGGACGCCAGCUGGCGAAUAUUCUCGGAGCGAAGGAAGCAGAGGCACUCCUACGCGGCAGCAGCGGUCGAUUUCUCCAUCAAGUCGCACUACGGCGAUAAAGGCGUCCGCCAAGGAAGGAAUGGGUGCUUCCCCUGGAGUCCCAGAUCUGGUGAUGUUGAAUCCCAUUUGA
Paecilomyces variotii is the source of this 1053-nucleotide messenger RNA. Its product is annotated as 14-3-3 domain-containing protein. The transcript has a single exon. The record is from RefSeq and is a predicted model, not a curated record. Bases 1 to 1053 code for a protein of 350 amino acids. Gene Ontology annotation, biological process: signal transduction. NCBI's taxonomy places the organism in Eukaryota, Fungi, Ascomycota, Eurotiomycetes, Eurotiales, Thermoascaceae. Gene Ontology annotation, cellular component: cytoplasm.